This is a messenger RNA of Salvia splendens (bonfire salvia), 1791 nucleotides long. RefSeq lists its product as uncharacterized. The transcript is spliced from 5 exons. The coding region runs from base 331 to 1539 and encodes 402 amino acids. Lineage: Eukaryota; Viridiplantae; Streptophyta; Magnoliopsida; Lamiales; Lamiaceae. The record is from RefSeq and is a predicted model, not a curated record.
CACUGUUCCUACUCGAAAUGGGAGGUUUUUGUAACCCUGAAAUGGAGGCAAGAUUACAUUUUUGCCCUCUUGUAUUUCGUUUCCCCCAAAAUUGACAAGCUGGGAUACAAUAGCUACUACCUACCUGCUCCUCCAAUUGAAUCUGAACACCCAUGCCAUGGAGUAGGAAACUCUAAUUUCAGUGAAUCCUUCUGGAAUUAUUUUGUUUCAGAUUUUGCUACACAGGUAAUUCCCAUCAAAAUACAUGAGUACAUCUUCUGUUCUGUGUUGCUUAUGAAUUAGUAUUUGAUACGUGUAUUGACGAGAUCCUACUUGAGCUACUUGUUAAGGAUGAACUCCUCAAAAACUAACUAUGCCCGAGUGCACAUGAUGCUUGAAGACCUAAUGGUCUUGUACCGCAUUGAGACAACUCUUCUUAUUACUAGAUUUAGACGUGCAAGAAGUGAAAAACAACGACGCAGAAUCCUAGAACACGCUAGGCGGUACAGUGUAUUGAAUAAGAUACCUGACCAGUUGAAAUACAUAGACCGACUUGUCCAUGUAAGUGACGAUGAUUGCAUCUCUAACUUUCGCAUGGACCGAAACACAUUCGAGAAGUUGUGUCGUAUUCUAGCCGGACGUGGUGGUCUUACAGUUGGGAAAUGUCUUGGAGUGGAAGAACAAGUUGCAAUUUUUGUGGGUAUUUUGGCUCACCACAAAAAAAAUCGUUUUGCUCAUUGUGAGUUUCGGCGUUCUGGGGCAACUGUUUCUUAUUACGUACACAGAGUUUUAGGUGCGGUACUUAGCCUCCACAAAGUUCUUUUAUCCAAGCCAACUCCAGUGCCCGCUGAUUGUACCGACCACCGCUGGAAGUGGUUCAAGGGUUGUUUAGGUGCUCUAGAUUGCACCCACAUCAAUGUCUUAGUGAGUGCGGCAGACAAGCCAAGGUAUCGAACACGCAAAGGUCAAAUAGCCACUAAUACACUUGCUGUUUGCGACAGAAACAUGCAAUUCGUGUACCUCUUAUCUGGUUGGGAGGGGUCAGCCGGGGAUUCACGUGUUCUCAGGGAUGCUUUGUCUCAUCCUACCGGCCUGCGGGUGCCCCAAGGAUGUUAUUAUUUAUGCGAUAACGCAUAUGCUGAUAGCAAUGGUUUUUUAACACCUUACAAAGGGGUGAGGUACCAUCUUAAGGAGUGGGGCCCCGGUACAGACGCCCCUCAAAACCCAAAAGAAAUGUUCAAUAUGCGCCACACCAAGGCAAGAAAUAUUAUAGAGCGGGCAUUCGCUGUUCUCAAAAUGCGGUGGGGAAUUCUUCGAAGUGCUUCAUAUUACCCUAUAAAAACCCAAAUCCGGCUCAUUAUGGCGUGUUUCCUUCUGCACAACUUCAUUAGACGGGAAAUGCCAAUCGACCCAGUAGAUUUAGAGCUUGACGGCACAAUCUGCAGUGAAGCCGAAGAGGGAGAAUUUGUAGGUGUAGAUUAUGUUGAUUGCGUGGAGCCAACACAAGAGUGGACUCAGACUCGUGACAAUUUGGCUAUGAACAUGUGGAACAAUCGCUAGUCUUUAAUUGUUGUUUGCUACUUGCUGUUAAACUAUGACCUAUUUUGUUAAUCAAUUCGGUUAAACUCUGCAUUUCAGCACAGCAAAGGAUCCUAACCCGGAUUCAUUGUUGUCUUUGUUUCUGAUUUUUCUUUGUAGCCUUUGUUGGAUUUUCUGGUCCUCGUUUUGCUGGGUGUAGCGAUAGGUAAUUCUUACUUUGUAAUUCUACUACUAUGAUAAGAUGGAUGAGGAUUACUUUGUUUUGUUUGGUUA